Osmia bicornis bicornis is the source of this 3496-nucleotide messenger RNA. It is a transcript of the gene Nup133, whose product is annotated as nuclear pore complex protein Nup133. Gene Ontology annotation, cellular component: nuclear pore outer ring. The record is from RefSeq and is a predicted model, not a curated record. Gene Ontology annotation, molecular function: protein binding; structural constituent of nuclear pore. NCBI's taxonomy places the organism in Eukaryota, Metazoa, Arthropoda, Insecta, Hymenoptera, Megachilidae. Gene Ontology annotation, biological process: transcription-dependent tethering of RNA polymerase II gene DNA at nuclear periphery; protein import into nucleus; poly(A)+ mRNA export from nucleus.
UAUUACUUACAUGUUAUUAUUAAAUACAAGAAAGUAUUUUCUAAAUAAUUAAUAAACCUGCUGUUUUAUUUUAAUGCGAAUUUUUAAAAGGUUAAAGCACAGAAUGGAUCGUACGAGUAUCGGAAACGUCGUUAGGAAGAAGUGUGACGUCCCAAGAAAACGCAUGUCAAUAGUUCAAUCUUUAAAGAAAAAUAAUUCAACAGUAAGCGUAUCUGGACGCUCAAACCAGUCUGUCCAAGUGAUAUGUAAAACUGCUAAUCACGUAGUGGAAAGUUUUGGUUCUUCUUUACCUGUACUUGUUACAGAAGCUCUUAGAUUUGUAGAGAAAAAUACCGCUGUUAGCGUUAAUAUUUCGACCGAUGGUUGGGCUUGGCUUGUAUGUGGACGUAGGUUACUUGUAUGGCAAUGUAAAACCACAAUUCAUGAUCCAAAGCAACGAAGAACUUUUAAAACUCAGUGUCGUGAAUUAUUGUUGCCCCAAAGUGAUUUAGCUCACAAGCAGAAUGCUAGUUGUUGGUUCCAGCAGGAUCACCAGGUACCUAGUUGCAUGGCUGUUUCUCCUGAGGGCAUUGUACUUUGGGCUAGCGUUGCCCAUGAAGGAUCUUCUGUGGAAACAAGCGCAGAACUGGCAGGUCAAGAAGUUAAUUGUCUUACUUACAUUCCUGGUCAUGGUUGUAUUUUAGCUACAACCACCUGCACAGUGGCGUUAUUACAGCAGUUUAUUGGUGGGAAAAACGCAUUACAUGUCAGGUUCCUUAGAACAAGUCAGGGGUGGCUUGGAGGUAUAGGACGUAGAAUGACCUCUCUUAUUUUUGGAGCUAUGCCUCAAUCCCAGUUACAGAAACGAAAUUAGUAACAAGUUGCUUGUACAACUAUGGAAGACAAAGGGUCCAGAGUUCUCAUUUUAGCGUUCAUCUUACAGUAUUGGUCUUUUCCUCGAAAUGAACAGGAGAAAAUGGAAUUUGGAGAUAUUGGACAUAUUAUUUCACAAAUAUUUCAACGGGAAUCAAAUGAAUACAAUCCUCAAAAUAUGGAAACUUGGUGAUUCGAUAUUGCAGCCGUUGUGACGAAGGAAUAGAUUUUAAUGGCAGCGCAGUGUACAACUGCAUCGCCCUUAAUUCAUUUUGCUCUUGGUUUAAUACAAUUAUCUGGUACAACGUUAGCACACACGUUUAAAUGGUUCAUACCAGUUAAAACUGAUCUUCUCUUUUUUUACCACAACGAUAUAGAAUCAAUUUUAGUUUCGUACCGUUUUAUAUUAUGUGGAUGGGAAGCCAUUAUAUAUAAUAAGACUGUUCUGUUAGUUGUGAAUUAUAUGUCAGAUCAUAAAUGGGAUAAGAUAGAUCUAGUACGAGGAGAAGAUGAUAGUAUCCUUGGUGGUGCCUUAUGUUCAGGAACUCCAGUUUUGUUCACUAAAAAUUUUGGAUUGGUUUCCAUUGUACCGACAGAUUUUACAUCUCAAGAUUUGAGCAUAAGUUACGCCGAUAAUAUUAAUACGAGUACAGAUUAUAAUUACCGAAUUAAUUCAACCGCACAAAAUUUCACUAGUCUCAACAACGAAGAAGUUCAGGAUAUGUAUUAUAGUUCUGACAGCACUACACUGCGUGCUGCGUUUCUUCUCAGCCUCCGUCAAAAUAAAGCACAGUGUGAAGAAAUAUUGUCUCCUUUUCCUGUACAGGAAGAGCCAGUGAUGGAUAUAGAUGCUACACUCGAUACUCUAGUUUUGAAGUUGCUAAAAGAUUUAAUAGAUGAUUAUCCAGCAAGUCCACGUUGGACAAAUCAUAGAGAUUUAUGUAUUGAAUUCAAUGACAAUAAUGCAGUACUUCUAUGCAAAUACUUAAUCAACUUGGAAGGGAAACUCAAAGCGUUAGACGUAUUCGUAACAUUUCUGAAAGAACAUAAUUUAUGGAAGAGAUUUUGCGCAGUUACAUAUAGAGUAAUUAUGGCAACGCCUCAUGUUCUCGAAGAAUAUGCAGAAAAGAUAGUCGCAGCUAUAACAUAUACAAUCUCCAUAAAUAGAUAGUCUGAUAUCGUGGAUGCAGUAAUAGAACAUACUUUAAGCCCGGAUGCAUACGUAUCAGAUGAGUUAACACCGCGUGAUAUAUUUUAUCGUGAAGCAAGUACGGUACAUCGUUUUCUUCCUACCGUAGUGAAUACUGCAUCAGAAGUAACUCAGUCUGAAAGACCCAUCCAACAAGUAGCACAUUAUAUUAUGCAAGUGAAUGCUAUAUUAUUAGCUAUACUGCACGAAGUGAUUAAAUACCGACAACAUAAUGCUAAACGGUUCAUACCUACAAGAUGCUCAACCGGGAUAACAGAGUAUCUUCCAUGGACAGCAGCAGUUGGAAAACAUGGAUUAAGGAAUUGUCUUACUACAAUGUACAAUUUAACCCUUAAACAUGGUAUCACUGGAACUAAUGAUUCAACGGUUAGAAACGAAUUGUACGAGCAAUUAGUCAGUUACAUAGUAAUAUUAGAUGGUCGUAAGUCUCAUUUAGAAAGUGUUAGAGGAACAGAGAAGUUUGAAAUACAUAAACAGUACGAAACGGAUCGAACAAACUUAAUUAAACCUUUAAUAAAGGAAGAACAAUACGACAGUGCCGCAAUGCUAGCUGAGAAGUACUGUGAUUUUGCCUCUCUUAUACAAAUAUGUGAAUUAACUAACAAUAAAAAUCGUUUAGAUGGAUAUAUAGAAAAAUUUGCAGCUCAAGACUUUGUAGGAUUUUUAUUUUCAUGGUAUGUAAAAGAUGGUCGACAAGGUCAGUUGGUAGAGAAAUGUAGACGCGGAGGUACUGUUGAAUUAGCAGAAAAAUUAGCAGAACAUCCUACACUGUCAUGGGUACAGUCUGCAUUAACAGACGACUUACGUUUUGCUGCUAAUACACUACAUUCUUUAGCAAUCCAGGAAAAUGAAUUGGUAACUCGCAGAAAGUCUAUGCUUUCCUUAGCAAAACUGGCUCUUCUAGCUUCGGACGACCCUGAGGAAGAAGUGAGAGAAUGUGUAAAAAGAAUUAAUAAUGAAUUGGCACUUAUAGCUCAUCAAGAAGAUUUACCAACGCAAGUACUUCAGACAUACGGUUACGAUGUGGAAAAAUUACGUGUAUUUACAUCAACAGAAUUAAUUACGUUAUAUACGUCCGAGGAUAAUGUUGAUGCAAAUGAAUAUGACUUCAAAAAGGCUCUCGAUUUAUUGGAGUAUGUGGAUCAAGAAGAUGAAAAAAUGUCUUUAAAAUACGAAUAUGGGCAACGAUCAGCUAAACGAGAUCAAUGGGAUAACAUAGGAAAGAAUCCGGAACAGCAAGUGCAGGAAACAAUUUUCUUUAAAUUAAUGGAUCUGGCACAUUUCAUGGGUGGUAAAGUAAAUGAAUUUCUCCUCUCAGUUGACAUGUGAUUGACUGCUGAAUUGGGAAGUCUUGCAGCAUCGAGCAACUUUCAGUUUCUCGUUAUUGUGUAUGAGUAUGCGUAAAGCAAUAUUAAUCUACUUGAUCAGUUGUAA